AUGGCCUGCCAAAGCUGCCGUUACCAGGCGAGACUACUGGCUCGGAGCCUGCGAGCGACUGCCGACUUCGCCUUACCCCAGAACUCCUUCGCCGUGACGGCGCGCCGGACGGCUCCGGCUGCAAUGGCAAAGCCUACGACGGCGACGACGACGAUAACGAGGACAGCAGUCAUGACCCCUCCCUCCAGACGAUACUUCAGCCAGACAACGACUAGGCGGAACCAGGCGCCGCCGUCCGGCUUCAAGCAGGCCAUCGCAUCGACCAUGAUGGCCGCCGCACCAAAGACCAUGGCCGCGUCCAUGACAACCUCCCGUCUCGAGGCCCUCUACAAGGCCUGCUCGUCGCAGGCUCUUUACCAAAUCUCGGAGCAGGAGCGUGCCAAGGACAUGGUCCGUAUGACGACUGAGGGCGAGGAGGUUGGGGCCCCAAUAGGGCCGUGGCUGCAGUACUUCGAUCUCCAACCCUCUUUCAGCUCCUGGUCCCAGGCCACGAUGCUGCACAUGUACCUCGUGGUCGCCCGCCUGCGGUGCCUGGAUCGUGAGGCCUCGCGCAACCUUCAGCACCAGUUCAUCGACCAGUUCUUCUUCGACUGCGAGCGCAUGAUGCACCUGAACCACGGCAUGACGUCGUCGGCACUGCGCCAGCGGUAUCUCAAAGAGAUCUUUGUCCAGUGGCGCGGCCUCAUUGCCGCCUACGACGAGGGUGUCGUCAAAGACGACCGCGUGCUCGCCGCCGCCGUGUGGCGCAAUCUGUUCAAGUCCCGCGAGGACGUCGACAUGCGUCAGGUCGCUGCCGUUGUCGGCUGGAUGCGCGCUACCCUGCAAGACCUUGAGGCCGCGCCCGUUGAGGACCUGCUCGUCUCGCCGGCCAAAGUCUUCAAGAGGGACGUGAGGGAUAUGCUCAAGCUUGUCGAUGUUGUUGCGCCGCAGGUUAAAGAGGACAUGGCCAACGCCGGCGCCGCUUAA
Colletotrichum destructivum is the source of this 966-nucleotide messenger RNA. RefSeq names its product Putative ubiquinol-cytochrome c chaperone, CBP3. The coding region runs from base 1 to 966 and encodes 321 amino acids. Gene Ontology annotation, biological process: mitochondrial respiratory chain complex III assembly. Gene Ontology annotation, cellular component: mitochondrion. The transcript is spliced from 2 exons. Lineage: Eukaryota; Fungi; Ascomycota; Sordariomycetes; Glomerellales; Glomerellaceae. The record is from RefSeq and is a predicted model, not a curated record.